Aspergillus mulundensis is the source of this 1062-nucleotide messenger RNA. Its product is annotated as ribonuclease III. Gene Ontology annotation, cellular component: nucleus. Bases 1 to 1062 code for a protein of 353 amino acids. Gene Ontology annotation, molecular function: ribonuclease III activity; double-stranded RNA binding. The record is from RefSeq and is a predicted model, not a curated record. The transcript has 2 exons. Gene Ontology annotation, biological process: rRNA processing; regulation of gene expression; primary miRNA processing. NCBI's taxonomy places the organism in Eukaryota, Fungi, Ascomycota, Eurotiomycetes, Eurotiales, Aspergillaceae.
AUGGAUCGAAAACGCAAAUCUGUUUUUGCGUCAUACCACGAUGAUAAAGCAGCCAAAACAAGAAAAAAAGAAACUUACUCUGACCAUAGUUUCAACAUAUCUUCUCCACAGGCGCCCUCACCGGACACUGACCUACAAGACGAUAUCCAAAGUAUCUGUAUGCUAGCCGACAAAAUAAUCGUGAAAUACGACAAUGGUCAUAUUAAACUCAGUCCAGAGGUCUUGGAGGCAACUAAAGUGUUCACAUCCGCUCUACAAAAAACACCACCUCUAAGAAAACAUACUAAACUCACUGACCCUGGCCCUGAAGUGCCGCGGCUUAGUCGGCAUCUCAAAUCCCUACCCCCAUUGCCUCCAGUUCGAGACGAACAACUCGAACGGGCGGUUUUUACACAUCCAGGUGUGAGCAAAGACCCAAAAACAACUUAUGACAGGCUUGAAAUUCUCGGCGAUGCAUACAUAGAGCUAUUUUCCACCAAGCUCAUCUGGAACCGAUUCCAGCACAUGCCGUCCGGCCGCAUGUCACAAAUCAGAGAGCUUCUAGUAAAGAAUGAGACGCUGGCUGAGUACGCCACCCAGUAUGGCAUCGACAGCAGAGCGUCGGUUCCGCCUGAGUUCUCAAAUCAGCCGAAAAGGUGGAUCAAAACGAGAGGGGAUAUUUUUGAAGCCUACGUGGCUGCUGUCAUCUUGUCUCAUCCCGAUGGCUAUGCUGUUGCCGAGUCGUGGCUCUCCGAACUAUGGUCACCAAAGCUUGAGGCCCUCGAAGAAUCCAACUCAUUUUCCCAAGCAAAGGAGGCGCUUGCCAGGAAAGUCAUGGGGAAAGGUGCCAAGUUGAGAUAUAUCGACGAAAAGGAAUCGAUACAACAUAAAGGAGGAACACAAUCAUACUUCAUCGGUGUAUAUUUUACUGGAUGGGGGUGGACAGAUAAACACCUUGGUUCUGGACAGGGGUCAAAUAAAACGAUUGCCGGAAACAGGGCAGCUCAACAGGCCCUGGAAAAUGGGGACCUGAUCAACAAGAUUGUCGCAUCUAAAGAAUCCCAUAUGACAGGAAGGCCCUAA